Molecule: messenger RNA, 8422 nt
Organism: Hemicordylus capensis (graceful crag lizard)
Lineage: Eukaryota; Metazoa; Chordata; Lepidosauria; Squamata; Cordylidae
Gene: RIF1
Product: replication timing regulatory factor 1
Exons: 35
Coding region: 139-7257 (2372 amino acids)
Biological process (GO): telomere maintenance
Cellular component (GO): nucleus
Source: RefSeq, a predicted model, not a curated record
GAAGCGCGAGCGCGGGAACUGUCUGGGCUUCCCUCAGGUGGCGGCGGUGGGAGGAGAAGAAGCGGAGCCGCAGCAGCAACAGGAAAGAGGAGAGAAGGCUGGGAGCCCCCGCCGCUCUCCCCCGGCGGAGGCGCCAUCAUGAGCAGCGCGGACUCCACGACGGGGCCCUGCCGCAACCCGAGCCUCCUCCUGCCCCUGCUGGAGACCCUGGAGGACCCCGCCGCCUCGCCGGGAGUGCUCACCGACGCCCUGCUGACCCUCACCAACCGCCUGACAGGUGAGGAAGGAAAAGAAUUUGCAGCCGAAGUUGGAAAAUACUUCUCUCAGCUCUGCAAAAUAUUUAAGACACACAUUCCUACUGAAAACUCAGAGUUGAGCAGUGCAGCCUUACAGGCAUUGGGAUUCUGUGUGUUUAACCCGAGGACUGCUUCUCUGUUAUGUGAAGGAGAAAUACAGGAGUUGAUUUCCAUUGUGAACAGUGUUGCUAUGAAGUCAGGGGACAAAAACACUCGCACUAGAGCACUUUGGGUGCUCUCCAAGCAGUCCUUUCCUUCUGAUAUUGUUGGGAAGUUGGUACCCAGUAUUAUUGCCACAUUGGAAACGGUACUUAAUAAAGGGGACUUGCAUUCCAUGGUGGUUGAAUAUGAAGCUCUAAACGUCAUCAUACGGCUUAUCGAGCAGGCUCCAUCCCACAUGGAGGAACAGGCUGUACGGUGGGCCAAGCUGAUCAUUCCUUUAGUUGUCCACUCAGCUCAUAAAGUACAGUUAAGAAGUGCUACUGCAUUGGAGAUGGGAGUGCCUCUUUUACUUCAGAAGCAACAGGAAGUUGCAGCAGUCACUGAAGAGCUUAUGACUACUAAAAUAAUUUCAGAGCUCCAAAAGCUGUUUUCGUCAAAAAAUGAGACUUAUGUUUUGAAACUGUGGCCUCUGUUUGUAAAGCUGCUUGGCAAAGCAUUGCAUCGUAGUGGAAGUUUUAUCAAUUCAUUGUUGCAGCUGGAAGAACUUGGAUUUCGCAGUGGGUCACCAGUGGUAAAAAAAAUAGCUUUCAUCGCCUGGAAGAGUCUGAUUGAUAACUUUGCUCUAAAUCCAGAGAUAUUAUGCAGUGCAAAAAGACUGAAAUUGCUAAUGCAGCCCUUAAGCUCCAUCCAUGUGAGAACUGAAGCUCUGGCCCUGACGAAGCUGGAGGUUUGGUGGUAUUUACUGUUGAGGCUUGGACCUCAGCUCCCAGCCCAUUUUGAACAGGUUUGUGUACCAUUAAUUCAGAGCACUUUAAGCUUAGAUGCCUCUACACAAGGAAACUCAUCACGAGUAGCUACUAACCAGAGUCUAAUGAUGCCAGGUUCUUCACAAAAAUCAGGUGCUUUUCCUUUUGGAAGCCCUGCCACUCGGAUGAGCUUGGGUUCUUGUGCGGGAGGAAUCUUGGCCAUUCCCUCCAUUCAGCUGCUAGGAAUUGAAAUGCUGCUUCACUUCUUCAUGGGGCCGGAAGUGCUGACCUUCGCUAAGGAAAACAAAAUUGUACUUAGUCUAGAACCACUUCAACACUCAGUGAUCACUAGUCCUUCUUUCUUCUGUAAGCAUGCCAGUACGUUCAUAAACACGGUUCAGGAUGGCUUUAUUGCAAUUGGGAAAGAUGCUUCUGACAUUAUUCUAAAUGCAAUAUGGAAGGAAAUGAUUGGUUUUGUGAGGGCUGCAAUCGAAUCAGGUAGUAAGAGAGAGCGGCAAAGUUCAGAAGUGCUUACCAUGAUGCUGAAGGCUUUGAAAAACAUUGUUGCAUCAAAUGAAUUGUCUGUGUUAAAAUCAUUGUCUCUAAUAGAAAUCACAAUUAAAGAAUUGCCUGCAAAAGUAUUGGGAUCACCAGCCUAUCAGAUUGCUAAUAUGGAUCUUCUGAAUGGGACACCGGCAUUGUUCUUAAUCCAGCUUUCUUUCUGGGAAGAUCUAUUGAAAUCCUCCUGUGUUCAAGAUGAAAGGUUUUUCUUGAAUUAUGAGUCUCUUGUGGGAUUUGUUUUGUCUGGCCCUACAUCACCUCUGGCUUUUAGUGAGUCUGUGUUCACUGUGGUUAGCCAAAAUGCAAAGUACCUGGAAAACAAAGAACAUCUCUGGAGACUAUGGAGUAUUGUAGUUAACCCAUUAACAGAAUGGAUUAACCAGACAAAUGAAGUAAAUCAAGGUGAUGCCUUGGAACAUAACUUCAGUGCAGUUUACAGUGCACUGUUGCUCCCUGUAAACCACAUUUUCACAGCUUCUGCACUUCCACCGCCUACAAUGAAAACACUGUUGCGCUCCUGGUCAGACCUCUAUAGAGCAUUUGCCCGUUGUGCAUCACUGGUGGCAACAGCAGAAGACAAUCUGUGCUGUGAAGAACUCUGUGCCAAAAUAACAUCUGGAUUAGAAGGUGAAACACACAUGAAUCUGCUCAUGUUGGAUGCCCUUUCUCACAUAGUGUCAGUUAUGAUUGACUGCAUCAACUUUGCACCUUAUGGUGCUAAAUAUCAGCCAAUUAAUAAAUCCCCACAGAUAGCUUCAGACCGGUCUAAAAAGAAGAGAGAUCCUCCUCUUGGCAAGCUGUCAUCCUUGAUUAAACUUUUGGUGAUGCUGACAAACUCUCUUUGUAUGCUUUGGUCAAAGGAAUCCAACCUUGAAAAACUGACUGCUGUUGGUGCUUCUGUUCUCAGUGGUGCUCAAAAUAUCAUUGGCCAUAUUUCUUUGGCUUCAGUCAUCAGAUCUCUGUUUGAAACUAUUAUAAACCCACUAGCAGUAUUGUACGAAAAAGCAAAGUCUGCUGAUGCAUCUAGAAUGAACAAUGGUCUCUGCAGCAAGUUUGAAAAGUUGCUUGUGGAAAGCAUUAACUGUUUGCAGUCCCACUAUACUGGAUCCUUUGACAAUGAGCUCUUGCAAGAAGUUUCUCCAUUUCUUUGCCUUAUGUUCUUGAGCAAGAAUAAGCAGAUACGCAGUCAAGUUGCCCAGUUUUGGAAUGCAACUUUUGGUAAAGCUGUCAUGCUGACAUAUCCAGAAACAUUAAAAUCUGUUUUAUCUGAAGUCAAGCAGAAAAUUCUACUCUCUCUGCCUGGUUUUGAAAGCAUUGACAUAGUGGGAGUGUCUAAUGGGACAGAUUUCGAUUCUCAGACUGAAAAUUCCCAGUGGGACACAAAGAUAAGUGGAAUUGAAGUAAAAGCUAAUGGGAAAAGGAACUCCUUGAUGGUGCAGACCAAGGAACUAGAAGGAAAAACAAAUUCCCAUGUGACACCUGUUAAGAUGAAGCUAGAAUUCCCAUUGUCAAAAACAAAUAGAAAAGAAAUGCUUUUAGAAGAGGAAAAUACUCUUGACUUCGUGUUUAUUCCUCCAGAAACAAAAGAGAGAGUAUUGACAGAGCACCAAAAAGAAGUUUUUAGAACAAAAAGAGUUGACAUUCCUACAAUGUACAAUAAUUUGGAUGCAUCCCAAGAUGCAACUUUAUUUUGCCAGUAUACACAAAGCCAGGAAGAUUCUGUGGAAAAACCAACACUAACCAUGAAGGAAGAGGACGGGAAGGAAGAGAACAAAAUAAUAUCCCAGGAUGAAAAAGUGACUGGUGACUUAGUGGGUGCCCCCCCUAAAGUUACUGAAAACUGCAAGUCAGAUUUACUUCUGGAGAAAACUCAGCUUGCCAGUACUGGACAGCUUCAUACCCUUGGGGAAGAGAGUCCAGAUUCCAGCUGUGAGGAUUCAGAAAUGUGUGCUUCUAAAACAGCUCCAGGGGAAAUGUCAGUAUUGGACAAAUCUCUAAAUGAAAGCACCUCAAAUGUCAGUAGCAGCAGUUCUGCUUCUAGCGAUAUCAUUUCAGGAACCCCGCAGCCUGUGAGCAGAAGGCAGUCCUUCAUAACGUUGGAAAAGUUUGAUAAUUCAGAGAACAGACCUUUCAGUCCUUCAACUUUCAAUAAUGUGCUGGGAACAUCUGGAAGCAUCUCUUUGCUAGCUAAACAGGAGAGCAUGAUUGCCUCAGAUACCUCUUUCAGAGAAAAGUCAAAUGUGGUGGAUAAUAGUGCCCCCAUACCCAAAAUGGAUACAGUUGUAACUAGGACUAAGAGGCCAUGCCUAGAAAGCACAGAUGCACUAGAGACACAUUCUGAAGUCAAAAAAGCAAAAGAUGACAAAGCUAAUUCAAAACUGCGAUCUGAGAGCACACCUGGAGUAAAGAGGUCAGGUCUCAGGCAAAGUAAAACGGAGCUUUCAGAAGAUAAAAAGCCAAAGCUAAUACACUCAGAUCAGGAAGAACCUAUGCAAGUAUCUCCUGGUAAACUUGUGGAAGCUGGACACAAGUUACUUGGUGAAACACAAGAAGCAAAAGGUUUGCUAGACAUACCACCUCAAGCUUCAGAUUUGAAUGUGAUUGGAAGUACAGAAAAUAAACAAAUUCUGGACAAUGUUUCAGAUACUAAAGCAGGGUCAAACUUAGAUUCCAAAGAAAAUACACCCCCAGAGGCUGCUGUAUCAGGAGAUGCAAUACCUAAUGUUGGUCAAACAUCACCUAAUCAAAAGAUAUUGAGGCGUUCCCUAAGGCGAAAGUCAGAAACUACAGAAGGACUGACAGAUAGUCAAGACAAAGAGAACAGCCAACAAAAGAAAGAUAGGCAUAAAGAUGCUGAAAAGCUGCUGCCAAGGAAGGUUUCACAAGGUAAAGAAGAUGCCCCACAGAAACAGAAAUCUUUUUCUGAAAAAACUAUAGUUACACAAAGUGUAAAUAAAAAAGAUAGUACUGUACAUGGGAAUAAUACUGACUGCAUAGGAUCCAAAAAAUCUCAUGCUUCAAGGAGUCUCCAAGAGGAGACUAGCACAAGUACUAAAAAAUCUGAAGGCAGUUGUGUUUCUGACACGGACGAUGUGCAAGAUCUUGGUCCAGAUACAACUGUUGAGAAAUCAAAGGGGUUUCCACGCUAUCAUACGAGAAGAAGCACUCAAGGCUUGCUUUCCAGUAUAGAAAACUCAGAGUCUGAUAGUUCUGAGACAAAAGAAGAAGGAACCAAGAGGAAAAAAUUGGGGCGGUGGAAAAAUAAAUGUAAUUCCCUUGAAAGCCAGGUGAAGGAAGAGCUGGAAAGCCAAAACCAAAAGCUGCUUUCACAAGAAAAGCUGGAAUUCACAACUGAAAUCCAGGCCACCUCAGUAGAAAAUAAAGAUGCAAUACAUUCUGAGGGGUGCAUGGAAAUAGCUUUGACUGGUAACAGUGAAAAGGGAGAGAAUUCCCCCAUACUGAGUGACUGUUCAGGUCUGGAAGGUGUGGUCAGUCCACAGUGUAGAGACAACUUGGAUGCAGAGAAGACUGCUGCCAAAAUGGUGACAAAGCCCACUCUGGAGCCUGUAUUAAAAACAAGGCAGUCAACUAAAAUGCUCGAUAAUGAUUCUGUGUUACACAGUGAUACAAACUGUCCUGCUGAGACUUUAAGCAUUGAUGGCUAUACUACUGCUCUCAGCACUUUUUCGUCAUUUGAGAAAUCUUCGGAGACCUCUGAAUGCCUUCAUAAAAGAAGCAAGCGGACAAGAAAAUCAAAGAGUUGUGAUUGCUGUGGUGAAAAGUCAUCUGUGCAGCUGGAAAAGUUGCCCACUGAACUAAAAAAAGUAGAUAGCUCAGAACCAAAGUUAAAAGAGCCUAAAAAGAUACUUAGUAAAUCAACAGAGACUUCAUCAUGCAUUCCUGUUGCAGAAGACUCCCGCUCUGCAGAAACGCUCAACACAGACCCUUCUGCCACAAGCACUCCAGUGCUUUCUGCUAGGGAGUUUGUUGACUUGAAAGAUUCAAGUACAGGUACUGAAUCGGAAGAGGGUUUACCAGGAAAUGAUGAUCAAAAAGAUGAACACACAAAAUUGUUGUGUGUCAAGAGUGCAAAUUGCCAACUGAGUUCAGAAAUGCCGAGUUGUGUCCAAUUGGCCAGAGUAACUUCGGGGCUGGACUCUGAUCCAAAAGAAUCAAUCAUUCAGAAUCUUCCUUCAGAAGUCAACACAGAGCCAGCUGCUAUAAAAAAAGAUGUUGACUGUUUUGAUGAAGUAGAAGAGAGCCCUAAUGCAGAGACGUGUGGUGAGCAGCUUGAGGAGGCAACGGCCCGUGAACCAGUAGCUGACAUGGUUGAGAGUGACAUGAAAGCGACUGUAGUACCUUCUGUGGCAGAGAUACCAGAGCCUCAAGAAGAAUUGGGUGAGGAAGAAAGUACAGAAAUGGAUGUGGCAGCUAUGCCAGUGGCACCUGGAACUCCCACCUUGGUGAAAGAUGAUGGGAAGGGAAGUUGUAAUGUCGAUUCUCCUCUGAAGUUGAAAGAACUUGAUACUCUGUCUUUGGCUAAGAUGAGUGAAAGCCCUAAUGGAGUACAGGCACGCUGCAUAUGGUCUCCAGCAGCAUCUCCAUCUACCAGUAUUUUAAAGAGAGGUAUAAAAAGACCACAAGAGGAGGAGUCGCCAUCACCAGCAAACAAGAGUCGUCGUGUUUCCUUUGCCAAUCCAAUCUACCAGGAAGAAUUGGCAGAUGACAUUGACAGGCGAAGUCCUGUGGUUAGACCUCAUCCUUCUAACGGGUCUCCAUCUCCCCGGAGUAUUAAACCUUUGUCUAACAACCAGGCCAAGCUUAUUACCACUCCAACCAAAGGAUCUCUGUCCCCAGGAUCUCGUAGCCAUAAAUAUAAGAGCUCAAAGAAGUGUUUAAUAACUGAAAUGGUCAAAGAACCACUACCAGCUCCUACAGAAAGCAUAUAUCCUGCAUUGGUGGGCUGUAAGGCACCUGUUGACACAAUUUUGCCUCAAAUUACAUCAAAUAUUUGGGCAAGAGGACUAGGACAACUCAUUCGAGCAAAAAACAUCAGGACUGUGGGUGACUUGAGUUCCCUCUCAGCAGCCGAGAUCAAAACUCUUCCCAUUCGUUCACCCAAGGUUUCCAACGUUAAACGAGUUCUUAAAGGAUACCAUGAUCAACAGGUAAAAUCUCGAAGUUUUGAAGAAACUGCUGGUCUAGAUGAUACUGAGAAGUCAGUAAAUGGCAUUGACGAGAAGCCCUCUUCUACAAAUGAAGUUUCAUCAGACCUGAGUGAGCCAGUUUCUUCCAAUGCAGAUGAGCAGUCAGCUACAGACCUUUCUGCCCAGAUCAAUAUCCUUGCUGCUCAGAUUCAUUCUGAAAACCUUCACAGAUAUUCAGGGAGUGAACUUUUUGAAAUGCAAGAGAAACUACAUAGCAUAACACACUGUAUUAUGAAAAAUCUGCAGUCCCGGUGGCAGACACCACCUCGUGAAAGCAUGGUUUAAUCAUUUGUACUUAUUGAACAAAAUCUUUGAGGAGUAGACUUCAUGGCAAGAUACUUCGUUGCCAAGUUCCUAUUUUUCAUUUGAGCUGAAAGCAUAGAGCUAUGGGGUGUUUUAAGUGAAAGGACUGUACCAUCUAGAAUAUAUCUAGAAUAUUUUUGUAAUGUCCAGAAUAUUUUUAAGUUUUGUACGUUAACUGUCUAAGUUGAGAAUUUAUGCGGCUGUGCAUUUUUCAAAUUUUGUUAAAAUGUAAAUUAGCAAGGCUGUGAAACUUGAUUUGCAUAGUACCUUAACAAUAUAUAUCUUGGUUUUUCAAAUGCAGAGGGGUUUUUUUAUUCCAAUGGAACAUCCUAUUUUAAAAAUCCAGAUUUCGCUGCUCUAAAUGAAACUUGAAGUGUUAACUGGUUUACCAAAAGUCAUAAGGAGCUCCCAGAUGCUAGUAUUUUGAAAAGCACUGGUUUUUUAGGUGGUUCUUAAUAAGAUGUGUGGUUGUUCCAACGGAACAAGCUCAGAAUGUUUUGAGUGAGCCCAGUGCCAUUUUGGAGGCGUGGUUUCCCCUUGAUGACUGGUUUUGGCACCGGCUUCCAAUUGGCUUGUGAUCUCCUUGCUGCUUGGUUGGCUGGUUAUCAUAUAAAUCAAUAUGAUGACAAGCCAAUUGGAAACCAGUGCCAAAACCAGUCAUCAAGGGGAAACCACGCCUCCAGAACGGCACUCGGCACACUCAACAUUACAACUCAGAAUGGGGUGGUUCCGUUCUGAAUUUGAAACAGGCCUUUCAUUGUGAGGGGUGUUUCAGAACGUUUUGUGUUCAAAACAUUCUGCACAUCCCUAUUUGUUAUGCAAACGUGUUAUCAGGACAGAAUUCUAAUGUAUUAUUCUCAGGAUCAAAUUGCAUGUCCUUAAAACUUCUAUAUGUAAAAGAGCUAGUAUUUUUCCCUUGCCUGCACCUCUGGACAUAAAUAACUUUGUAUAUUAUGUAUAGAUCUAACAAUUGCAGAUGUUAUAAAUUAUGGUCUCUGUAUGAAAAGCAGUGUAAUCCUGGGUGGGAGAAAUCCUGUUUGUAUAGCACAUACUGUGUUUGCUAGAAUGGGCAAAGGGAACAAUGGGAUCAAUUCUGUUAGGGAGCUGUGUAUAUUAAUAAAAUAUCGAGCAGUUUCAUUAGUCAUCA